Messenger RNA from Lodderomyces orthopsilosis Co 90-125, 2694 nucleotides. It is a transcript of the gene NSP1, whose product is annotated as FG-nucleoporin. Bases 1 to 2694 code for a protein of 897 amino acids. Gene Ontology annotation, molecular function: phospholipid binding; structural constituent of nuclear pore. Lineage: Eukaryota; Fungi; Ascomycota; Pichiomycetes; Serinales; Debaryomycetaceae. The record is from RefSeq and is a predicted model, not a curated record. Gene Ontology annotation, cellular component: nuclear pore; nuclear pore central transport channel. The transcript has a single exon. Gene Ontology annotation, biological process: RNA export from nucleus; protein import into nucleus.
AUGUUUGGAAACAACAAUUCAUCCAACAGUCAAGGCAAUGCCUUUGGUGGAAACGUCAAUAACAACAAUUCAUCGCAAAACAAUGCAUUUGGUUUCGGAUCAAGUAAUACAAAUCCAAAUGCCAAUGUAUUUGGACAGAAUUCUAAGCCUAGCGGAGGCUUUACUUUUGGAGCUGGAUCCAACACUCAACAAACACAACCGUUGCCUAGUCCUUUUGGUGCACCCAAAACCACUGGAUUUGGAUCUGCUUUCGGAGCAAAUGCCGAUAUAAAUAAGAGUCAAACAACUUCAGGCCAAACUCCAGUUUUUGGACAAUCUAGAGCCAAUACAAAUACUUCCAAUGCUAGCGGAUUCAGUUUUGGUAAAAAGGACGAAUCUCCAGCAGCAGCAUCCACUGGGGGAGCUAGCGGUGCAACCAAUGCCGGGGGAUUAUUCGGCGCAAACAAACCAGAUCAACCAAAGACAUCACAACAAACUACACAGGGCUUUGGAACAUUCAGCACUCAAGGUCUGUCUGGACCAUCGAGCGCAUUUGGAGGUGCAUUCGGUCAAAAGAAGGACGACAGCCAGGAAAAGAAGCCAGCAUUUGGUUUUGGUGCUUCUAAUAACAAUCUGAAUGCUUUUGGUUCUACUCAAGCAGCUUCUAGUACCGGGGGUACUCUUUCAUUAGGGGGAAAGAAGGAGACGCCAGCAACCUCAACAAGUUUAUUUGGUGCAAAUAAAGAUGACUCAUCUGUAGCUACGAACACAAAUAGUGGUAGUUUCCAACUCCCCGGUCAGCAACAACCUAAAGCCAGUUCACCUUUUGGAAAUGUUGGAAAUAAUGAUUCAGAAAAAAAGUCUCAAUCGCCCAUGUCAAUUGGAGGGACUGCCUCACCCAAGCCUAGUAGUGCGGUAUUUGGAUUCGGGACCAAAAAGGACGAAGGCGCCGAUAAACCUGUGAGUGGUGGUGGUUUCUUGUUUGGUAAGAAAGACGAUGAGAAAGAUAAGCUUGCGUCUGGGUCUUUAUUUGGUGCUGUUAGUGAGAGUGCCAAACCUGCAGCUGGUGGAUUUUCCUUUGGCGCUAAGAAAGAUGAAUCUACACCUACACCGGGCCCUUUGUUUGGAGCUAAAACAGAAGAUGCUGCAAGUAAACCAGCUGAAGACUUAGCUUUUGGUGUAAAGAAGGAUGGUGGAAAGGACAACCCAGCAGGAGGGUUUAGUUUCGGUGCUAAAAAAGACGACGAUAAAGAAAAGUCAGCUGGAGGCUUCUCAUUUGGUGCUAAAAAGGAUGAUGGCACUACCAAACCAGCAGGAGGGUUUAGUUUCAGUGCUAAAAAGGAUGAUGAGAAGGACAAACCAGCAGGAGGGUUUAGUUUCGGUGCUAAAAGAGAUGACGAUAAAGAAAAGUCAGCAGGAGGGUUUAGUUUCGGUGCUAAAAAGGAUGAUGAGAAGGACAAACCAGCAGGAGGGUUUAGUUUUGGUGCUAAGAAGGAUGAUGGCACUACCAAACCAGCAGGAGGGUUUAGUUUCAGUGCUAAAAAGGAUGAUGAGAAGGACAAACCAGCAGGAGGGUUUAGUUUCGGUGCUAAAAGAGAUGACGAUAAAGAAAAGUCAGCUGGAGGCUUCUCAUUUGGUGCUAAAAAGGAUGAUGGAAAGGAUAAACCAGCAGGAGGGUUUAGUUUUGGUGCUAAGAAGGAUGACGGCACUACCAAACCUGCUGGAGGCUUCUCAUUUGGUGCCAAGAAGGACGACGAGAAAGAUAAACCAGCUGGUGGUCUCCUGUUCGGUGCAAACAAGGAUGAAGGUGAAACUAAGAAAGACACUGGUACUGCCAAUGUCGCUCCACCUUCUUCCUCCACGACCUCAUCUACAACUGAUCCAGCACAACCCAAUUUGAAACCCACUAAAAUACAGCCAAUCCUGGUAUCUAUAGACAACAAGAAUUUGGAUGACUUGAUUUUGAAAUGGUCAAAACAGUUGAGCUCAACUGCAAAACUGUUCAACACGUACACAGACAAGGUUAAAUCAUGGGAUUUGAAAUUAGUGGAAAGUGGUGAUGCAAUUACAAAAUUGAACCAGGAAUCAAUCGAAGUGCAAGCAUUGGAAUCCAAAAUCGAUCAACAAUUGCGAUUCGUUGAAAAUCAGCAAGAUGAGUUGGAGAAAGUAUUGGACAAUUAUGAACUGCAAACAGAUAUCUUGUUAAAUAAUAUAGAGCUCAACAAUAACUCCGGUAUUACUACCAAUGUUCCUGCAAUAACUGGAGGCGCCAAUACAACUACAAAUACUGCUGGCGCAAGUUCGUCAAGCUCAGCCUUGACCACCCGUGAGGAUACGCAACACCACCAACAACAACCUCUUGUACCAACAAGUGUCAGCUUGACAGAUAAGUUGCGGGAGAAAGCUUACUACAAUGCUGAACUUUUGGAUGAAAGAUUGGACACAUUGGGUGAAAACUUGAAUACAUUGAUAGCUGAGGUCAAUUCAAUAAGUACCAUUUUCAACAAGAGUUUAGCUAAAAACCUCAGCUCUUUUGAUGGUAAAAACGAAGGACAAGGGAAAAUUGGUGAUAAGAAGGCUCAAGGUAAAGGUAAUGACAAUUAUGACAAUUCAAUUGAAGAAAUUAUUCAAUUGUUGAAUCUUCAUUUGGAAAAUUUGAAAUUUAUUGAAAAUGCUGAAGCGGUGUUGAAGAAAAGGCUUUCAAAGACUAAGUAG